This is a messenger RNA of Zychaea mexicana, 870 nucleotides long. RefSeq names its product chromatin modification-related protein EAF7-domain-containing protein. The record is from RefSeq and is a predicted model, not a curated record. Bases 90 to 677 code for a protein of 195 amino acids. NCBI's taxonomy places the organism in Eukaryota, Fungi, Mucoromycota, Mucoromycetes, Mucorales, Lichtheimiaceae. Gene Ontology annotation, cellular component: NuA4 histone acetyltransferase complex; nucleus. Gene Ontology annotation, biological process: regulation of transcription by RNA polymerase II. The transcript is spliced from 3 exons.
UCUAUCUCUUUGGCUGCAGCUGAGCUCUCUUUUCUUCUAGUACAUUUUUUUGUCGUGCACCAAAAUAAGUAAAACGCGCGCGCGACAUUAUGGAAUACGAUGACAGCAUUACUGGUUCUAGAGAUUGGGACGUGAAUCUAGAAUUGACGCUUUUGAAUGCCGUUGCACGAUGCAAACCUGUUGGUAUCCAUAAACAUUUCCGAAUAAUCAGCAUUCAGCGACAGUUCAAUGAAAGAAGCCCCACACAGUUUUCACUACAAGAGAUCCGUGAUCGCCUGAGUGACUACUACAGCGUGGACGCGCUAGAAGAGUUGGACAAAGAGGACGAAGAGGACGAGGACGAAGAAGAAGACGAUGCAUCACUACACGAAUUCAGUCUGCCGCUGGAUGAAUAUGAGCAAUUGAUAUCCGAGCAUCGACAGGACGAAGAGUCAUCCCCCUCAUCAUCCCCCUCACCCGCAAAGAAGGCCCGGACGAUGAUUAAAAGGGAAUCGUCUCCUGUGUCGUCCAUGAGCCCAACCCCGACUCCGGAGCCGGAAGAAGGUAAGAUAGCCAGCCCUUGCUGUCUCUGUCGGUUGAUUGAUUACACACACACACACACACACGCACCCCUCCCACGCGUCCACUUUGACCUGAUUACUCCUUGUUUUCUCCGCCACUGCACGGUUGUUAUCUGAACAGGCAGACCAAGUUCACGGCGAUCCGCUAGAGGGUCUACAAAGAAGGAGAGCGGACGCAAGAAACAGAGCACGUCCUCGUCCAAGGCUACGGCCAGCACAUCCUCGACCCAUCGACGCAGGAAACGCUGAGAUAACACACAUGUGAAAGACCAAGCCAACGAUCUUCGUUGGAUUCAAACAGCCAACAACU